Molecule: messenger RNA, 2215 nt
Organism: Mytilus californianus (California mussel)
Lineage: Eukaryota; Metazoa; Mollusca; Bivalvia; Mytilida; Mytilidae
Exons: 6
Coding region: 112-1212 (366 amino acids)
Source: RefSeq, a predicted model, not a curated record
UUUCAUUUGAAUAGAUGAAGUCUUCCAAACAAGGAACGCACAGCUAGUUCUCCGAACAACAAUCAGCACAAAUACUAACUUGAAUCUACCGGGAACGUCUUGUUCAAUUAGAUGGAGCGGGUGUUGCAAAUCAUCAUAAAUAUAUUUAUAUUCUUAAAGAAACAAGGAAUAGGACAAAAACAUUCUCCCGUCAACACAGUGCUUCAAGUAUGGAUUGGCAUUGUUUAUAAAAAGGAAAUUAGAUGCUCGUUUUGUGAUGACGAAGGCAUAGCGGUGGGGUAUUGCACAGACUGUGCAAGACUUAUCGAUCAACAGUGUGUUAAGUUCCAUGACAAAAUAGUUGACUUGCAAGAUCACAAAAUUAUAAAUUUCAGUAGAGAUAGUCGUAUGUUUAGAGUCAAAGAAUUUGCACCUAAAAAGUUUUGUCUACAUAGUAGGCAAAUACGUCUGGAAUGUACUGAUUACUGCACUAACUGUUGUGUUUUGGUAUGUAAGAAAUGCCUGAAACAUCACACGACGAAAAACCAUUACGUGAAUUCAGUAUAUCACUUGUACGAUCUAUUAGAUCACAUACAUGACACAAAACGUUUAAUAGAAGAUAUACUUAGAUCAUCAGCUAACCUGAAUCCGAAAGACAGACUUAUCUUAACCACAAUAAUCACAUAUACUGAUAUAAGUUUAGGUAUAACAAACGAUUACAAAAAUAUUGGCGACGCACCCGUGCCACCAGAGAUACAAGACUUGGUAGAGAGAGAAAUGACACCUGGUCACGUAACAUAUUUAAAAUGUGAAGCAGUUAUUGACAAAGUUAAAGAAAUACAAAGAGAUCUGCGUUUGCCGUUUAUGGAUUCUAGACCCGACUCCUCCAUCACUGAUGAUACAUCUGAUAUAAUUGAUAGCACAGACCCUAAACAAAUAAUCGGUGAUACCACAGACGAACAUUUACAUGAUGAUUUAAGUAGCCAGUGCUCGUCCUCCACAGAUAGUAGUUAUGUAACAUGCGAAGAUAUUGACGAGUCUAUUCCAAGUACAGGAUUUGGUCCAAUAACUGUGGCAAGUCAUAGCUGUACAACUGACGAUCUUUUUCCAAGUCUACAAAGGCCUGAAAAUGAGAACAAUUCAGCAAGGACGAUAGAACAAGAAAUUGUACAUCUACAACAGGCACCACAAAACCAAAUAAAUUUAGACAGUUUUAAUAACUUACAUCAAUAACUAUUAAUAUGUAUAACCAAUAGAAACUGGUCAGGAACUUUUUAUGUCCCAUCUACGAUAGAAGUGGGGCAAAUUCUUUUCUGUUAUGCGCGUUUAUUCGUCCCGUAUUAAUUUUUUUCAUUAUAUUUCAAUGUAAGUCGGUCUAUUUGUUUCCUACUUGCAUGUAUGAAAAAGAAAAAAUUAAGCCUAACAAAGUUUGUAUAUUUACCCCUUGGCUAAAGCCAGAUAUAACAGUUUGAAAUGUUUAGAAAUACCUAGUGUGGUCAAAAUUUCAAUCAUAGAUUACAUGGUUUCUUUUUUUUUUAAAUUGACCUUGCACUUUUUAACCUUCUUUGAAUAUCUUUCUAAUUGUUAUUAUUAAGAGGUUCUCUUCGUGUUGGGCAUUGACAUAUUUUAAAUUUUGCUUUGCAUCAGCAUCAGCAUUCAUGCGUUUCAGGUUCUAAUAGCAAAAAAGACUCCAACCAUACGUCUUUGAACCCGAAUAUGGACCUGUUUUAUUUUUUUCAAAUUUUAAGUGGUUUAUGUAUGUUUGUGAAAAAAAGGAUUAUGAUUACAGUAGUUGUCGUCUGUUUACAGGAAUCUGAUUACAGUAGUUGUCGUCUGUUUAUGUAGUUCAUACGUGUUUCUCGUUUCUCGAUUUUAUAUAGAUUAGACCGUUGGUUUUUCCGUUUGAAUGGUUUUACACUAGUAAUUUUUUGGGGCCCUUUAUAGCUUGCUGUUCGGUGUGAGCCAAUGCUCCGUGUUGAAGGCCGUACCUUGACCUAUAAUGGUUUACUUUUAUAAAUUGUAACUUGGAUGGAGAGUUGUCUCAUUGGCACUCAUACCACAUCUUCCUAUAUCUAUAUUAUGAUGUAUUUUUGGUACAAAACUUCAGAGUUAUAAUUUUACCAAAUCCUUUUCAAACCGAAUACUGGUUUUGUAUAUAUUGUAAAUAGUUAUUGGUGUUGUUAUCUCUGUACUGAUUUUAUGCAUUGCCUUUAUGAGAAUAAAGAUAGAUAGCCUA